This is a messenger RNA of Polyodon spathula (Mississippi paddlefish), 1982 nucleotides long. It is a transcript of the gene pou3f1, whose product is annotated as POU class 3 homeobox 1. The transcript has a single exon. Gene Ontology annotation, molecular function: DNA-binding transcription factor activity, RNA polymerase II-specific; RNA polymerase II cis-regulatory region sequence-specific DNA binding. The record is from RefSeq and is a predicted model, not a curated record. The coding region runs from base 28 to 1155 and encodes 375 amino acids. Gene Ontology annotation, biological process: brain development; regulation of transcription by RNA polymerase II. Lineage: Eukaryota; Metazoa; Chordata; Actinopteri; Acipenseriformes; Polyodontidae. Gene Ontology annotation, cellular component: nucleus.
AGUGCCAUCAGUUUCGAAGUAGGAGCCAUGGCUACAACUGCACAGUACAUCCCACGGAAUAGCUCUUUGCCUUCCAACCCGUUAAUGCACCCUGACUCUGACAGGAUGCACCAGGGAACGACGUACAGAGAGGUGCAGAAAAUGAUGCACCACGAGUACUUGCAAGGACUUGCUACCAACACUGGCCACCCAAUGAGCCUUACCCAUCACCAGUGGCUACCCACAACAAACAGUGACUGGACCAGUACAACCCACAUUGGACAACCGGAUCACAACAAAAGCAACGUGCAGGCAAGCAGGGAUGACCUGGACAAUGGUUUCCACCACAGAUCGCACCUGGUCCAUCAACAAACUCAGAACAACCACCACGGAGCAUGGGCACCCACUACAACCCAUCACCUGUCUCCCUUAUCGCCUGCCUCAAACGGCCACCAGUCGCUGGUCUAUUCCCAGUCAGGGUACACGAACCUAAAUGCCAUGCUGAGUCCCCAGCCUUCAUCCUUGCACCACAGCAUGAGGGACCCACUCCACGAAGACACGGGUAGCCAUGACAACCAGUUGGAGUCGCCCCAACAGCCUUUUAGUCACCAUCAGGACCACUCGGACGAAGACGCACCCAGCUCAGAUGACUUGGAACAGUUUGCUAAACAGUUUAAGCAGCGGCGGAUCAAACUCGGUUUCACCCAAGCAGACGUCGGCUUAGCUCUCGGCACCCUUUAUGGCAACGUCUUUUCCCAAACCACCAUCUGCAGGUUCGAAGCUUUACAGCUGAGCUUCAAGAACAUGUGCAAACUUAAGCCCCUGUUGAACAAGUGGCUGGAAGAAACCGACUCGAACACCGGGAGCCCCACAAAUUUGGACAAGAUAGCGGCCCAGGGUAGGAAACGAAAGAAGAGGACCUCGAUUGAGGUCGGGGUAAAGGGGGCUCUGGAGAACCAUUUCUUAAAGUGCCCAAAACCUUCAGCUCACGAAAUCACCUCCUUAGCGGGAUCCCUUCAGUUGGAAAAAGAAGUGGUCAGAGUUUGGUUUUGCAAUAGAAGACAAAAAGAGAAAAGAAUGACCCCCAUCGGGGUCCCGCACCCUACUAUGGAGGAUGUAUAUUCACAAGCAGAAACCCCACCCCUGCACCACACAAUGCAGACCUCUGUACAGUGACUGUGAGUUCAGGAACAAUAAAAAAAAUAAAAUAAAACAGAACAGUAAAAAAAAGACAGGACUAUGGAUUUUACAAAAUAAAAAGGGACAUAGACUGCAAAGUGAGUAUCGCCAGUGACCGAGGUAUAGAUUGUGUUGGUGGGUACGCGUAAAAAAAAACAAAAAAAAAAACAUUAAAGAUUAUUAAAGAAUCCACAUGCUCUUACAUUAAGCAAAGAUCUCUUUAUUAACCAAAAUCACCACUUAAUAGGUAAUUCGAUGGGCUUUUAAAGGGGAAACGAUUCAGUGGUGGUAUUUUCAACCUGUACUCGUAAAGACUAAGACGCACUUCAAAACGUAUGCUCUGUCCAUUCCCUUAGAUAUGUUUUAAGAAGACAGCCAGUACAUGUUUUCCCCUAUUCUUUAAAGUUAAAUUUGGGGGGUUGUAUCAAUUGGUGCGUUUUCUUUGGUUUCUAGUAUUUAAACUGUCGUACAGUCCAGGCUAUCAUUCAAACAUGUAGUAUAAGACAUGUUGGCGUGCAGUUUUUUUGUUUUUUUUUUUUUUUUUUUUUUUUUUCACUACUGUAGUGCACGGAAAACAUGUUUGAAACGAUUUGCUGGAGCAGGCUUAAACUGUGGAUACAUUCCAUGUGUUGGAGGAAUGUGUUUUAUAAUAUAAAAUGAUAGCACACACCCUCUGGCAAUACUCCAACAAACGAACAGCCAAACGAACCCCAACAGCCAGCAGCUGCCAGUCUUCGGAAAGUUGCACACUUGGAAGGGAUGCACACGACCUAAAUAGAACAAACUAAAAAAAAAAAAAAAACUCCCCCCUUUAACAUAUUACA